AUGAACAGAAUUAUGCGAGAUGAUAUAUUCAUAAUUGAUAUCUAAUUAUAAUGUAGAAUAUGUAUUAAAGAUAUUGGAUUAUAAUUACUAUAAGAAAUAGAAGCUUCUUUGUUGGAUUGCAAUUAUCAUUAUUAUGAUUAAAAAAAAGGAAUGCUACAGUUGCUGUUUGUCAUAGAGAAACAUAAAAUUUAGAUUAACAUAUAAAUAUGCAGAUAUUGUCAUAAGUGCAUAAGUGCAGAUGAAUAUCUUAAACUAAUUAGUAAAAUUUUAAAUAAGGAGCUAUAGUAAUUAAUUUUGGAAUCUUAUAAGGUGAAAAGAAUGCUUGGAUUUUUAUGUUAAUUUUACUGUUGUCAAUAAUAGUCAUCAAUUAUUACUCCUGUUUCUGGAGAAGUUGAACCAAUGACAGUAUGUACAUUUAUGAGAAAUAUAUAUAAUAUUUAGAAGAAGAUUUAAAAUAGCCAAUUUACAUUAAUCCUGGGUUGA
Paramecium sonneborni is the source of this 483-nucleotide messenger RNA. NCBI's taxonomy places the organism in Eukaryota, Ciliophora, Oligohymenophorea, Peniculida, Parameciidae. The record is from the annotation of a GenBank genome assembly.